Gadus macrocephalus (Pacific cod) is the source of this 4124-nucleotide messenger RNA. It is a transcript of the gene aars1, whose product is annotated as alanyl-tRNA synthetase 1. Gene Ontology annotation, cellular component: cytoplasm; mitochondrion. Gene Ontology annotation, molecular function: ATP binding; nucleic acid binding; aminoacyl-tRNA deacylase activity. The transcript has 20 exons. NCBI's taxonomy places the organism in Eukaryota, Metazoa, Chordata, Actinopteri, Gadiformes, Gadidae. Gene Ontology annotation, biological process: tRNA modification; alanyl-tRNA aminoacylation. The record is from RefSeq and is a predicted model, not a curated record. Bases 187 to 3084 code for a protein of 965 amino acids.
GUAUCCAAUAGAGUUUACGUUUGACCACUAUGCUGGUGAAACUACACCAAUAGCGAGGGCUGGUGGGCAUUGGGCGUGUUCCCUCUCUUCAUUUUCCUUGUCACUUCACCAGCGUGGCUGAAGCUGUGUUUGGAAGCUGUUACUGCACCAUUCUACGAGAACAUCAACUUGUGAAGUCGGUCUAGAAUGGACUCUUUGUUGAGUGCAGCUCAGAUCCGUGAGAAGUUCAUCAACUUCUUCCGUCGCCAUGAGCACCAGUAUGUCCACUCGUCGGCCGUGGUGCCCAUGGAUGACCCCACUCUGCUGUUCGCCAACGCCGGCAUGAACCAGUUCAAGCCCAUCUUCCUCAACACCAUAGACCCUUCCCACCCCAUGGCCAGGCUCCGGCGUGCUGCCAACACGCAGAAGUGCAUCCGCGCAGGAGGCAAGCACAAUGACCUGGACGAUGUGGGCAAGGACGUCUACCAUCACACCUUCUUCGAGAUGCUUGGCUCGUGGUCCUUUGGAGACUACUUUAAGAAUCUGGCCUGUGAUAUGGCCCUGGAGCUUCUGACCAAGGAGUUGGGCAUUCCCAUCGAGCGCCUGUAUGUCACUUACUUUGGAGGCUGUGAGGAGGCAGGCCUGGAGCCUGACUUGGAGUGCAAACAGAUCUGGAUCGACCUUGGUGUUGAAGAGGCCCGUAUCCUGCCCGGCAACAUGAAGGACAACUUCUGGGAGAUGGGCGACACGGGCCCGUGCGGCCCCUGCAGUGAGAUCCACUACGACCGCAUCGGAGGCCGGGACGCCUCCCACCUGGUCAACAUGGACGACCCCAACGUCCUGGAGAUCUGGAACCUGGUGUUCAUUCAGUUCAACAGAGAGUCGGAGACGGAGCUGAAGCCUCUGCCCAAGAAGAGCAUUGACACCGGUAUGGGCCUGGAGCGCCUGGUCUCUGUCCUGCAGAACAAGAUGUCCAACUAUGACACUGACCUCUUCGUUCCCUACUUUGAGGCCAUUGAGAAGGGUACGGGGGCCAGAGCCUACACUGGUAAGGUGGGGUCCGAGGAUGAGGACGGUAUUGACAUGGCGUACCGUGUGUUGGCCGACCACGCCCGCACCAUCACCAUCGCCCUGUCUGACGGGGGUAGGCCCGACAACACAGGGAGAGGAUACGUGUUGAGGAGAAUCCUGAGGCGUGCCGUGCGCUACUCCCAUGAGAAGCUGGGUGCGCAGAGAGGCUUCUUCGCCACGCUGGUGGAUGUGGUGGUCAGCUCCCUGGGUGAUGCCUUCCCUGAGCUGAAGAAGGACCCAGACAUGGUGAAGGACAUCAUCAACGAGGAGGAGGUGCAGUUCCUGAAAACGCUCACCAGGGGGCGACGCAUCCUCGAUAGGAAGAUCCAGAGCUUGGGAGACAACAAAACCAUUCCAGGUGACACAGCAUGGCUCCUGUACGACACCUAUGGCUUCCCCCUGGACCUGACUGUUCUUAUCGCUGAGGAGAGGGGCAUGGUCAUCGACCUGCCCUCCUUUGAGGAGGAGAAGAAGGCGGCCCAGUUGAAGUCCCAGGGCAAGGGUUCAGGCGAUGCGGACCACCUCAUGUUGGACAUCUACGCCAUUGAGGAGCUGAGAACCAAGAAUGUACCUGCUACGGACGAUACCCCCAAAUACAAGUAUUCAUCGGACGACCAAGGAAAAUAUGUGUUCGAGCAGCUCAGUGCCACCGUGCUGGCACUGCGGCGCGACCGGGCCUUCUGCCAGGAGGUGGCCGAGGGCCAGCAGUGUGGCGUGGUGCUGGACCGCACGUCCUUCUACGCCGAGCAGGGCGGCCAGAGCUUCGACGAGGGCUUCAUGCUGCGCGACGACGACACCGAAGAUAGGAUGGAGUUCACCGUGAAGAACACGCAGGUCCGGGGGGGCUACGUCCUGCAUGUGGGCACCGUGUACGGAACGCUGAGGGUCGGAGACACCAUCACCCUGCACGUAGACGAGGCGCGCCGCCGGCCCAUCAUGAGCAACCACACCGCCACCCACAUCCUGAACUUCGCCCUGCGGGGGGUGUUGGGCGAGGCCGACCAGCGGGGGUCCCUGGUGGCCGCCGACCGCCUCCGCUUCGACUUCACCGCCAAGGGCGCGCUGAGCACCGGGGAGGUGCGCCGCACGGAGGAGAUGGCCUGCGCCAUGAUCCGGGACGCCAAGCCUGUGUAUGCAAUGAAUGCCACGUUGGCUGAAGCCAAGGCCAUCCAGGGUCUGCGUGCCGUGUUCGACGAGACCUACCCUGACCCGGUGCGAGUGGUCUCCAUUGGGAUCCCGGUGCAGGACCUGCUGGCCGACCCAAACAGUGCAGCCGGCUCCCUGACCUCCAUCGAGUUCUGCGGUGGAACUCACCUGCUAAAUUCGGCACACGCCGCGCCCUUCGUCAUCGUCUCCGAGGAGGCCAUCGCUAAGGGCAUCCGCCGCAUCGUGGGGGUGACCGGGGCCGAGGCGCACAAGGCCCAGAGGAAGGCCGAUGCUCUGCGUCAGUCCCUGUCGGCCCUGGGAGACACCGUGAAGGCCCAGACCGCCCCCAACAAGGACGUGCAGAAGGAGAUCGCUGACAUGACAGAGGCUCUGGGCACCGCAGUGAUCUCCCAGUGGCAGAAGGACGAGAUGAGGGAAGGACUCAAGGGCCUGAAGAAGACCAUGGACGACCUGGAUCGCGCCAGCAAGGCUGACGUCCAGAAGAGAGUGCUGGACAAGACCAAGGAGAUGAUUGACAGCCACCCCAACCAGCCGCUGCUGGUCCUGGAGAUGGAGAGCGGGGCUUCUGCCAAAGCGCUGAACGAGUCUCUGAAGCUGCUGAAGACCCACUCCCCGGAGACCUCCGCCAUGCUGUUCACUGUGGACCCCGACGCAGGGAAGAUCAUCUGCCUCUGCCAAGUCCCACAGAAAGCUGCCAGCCUCGGCCUGAAGGCCAGCGAGUGGGUCCAGGAGCUCUGCCCCCUGCUGGACGGUAAAGGCGGUGGCAAGGACAUGUCCGCCCAGGCCACGGGCAGGAACACGCUCUGUGUGCAGGAGGCCCUGCAGAUGGCCAACGCGUUUGCCCGGCUCAAGCUGGGGGAAAACUAAAGAGUAGGGCCUGCCUGUGGAUAGCAAGGAAGGGAGGUGGAGACGACCACAACAAGGGGUGAUGGAGAGAGCAGAGGGGAAAGAAAGGUAGAGUCCAUGAGCACUAUAGCGAAGGGGCAGUAGUCUGGGGGGGAGGGUCGGGGUUGAAGAGUUCAACCGUGCGUGCGACAGGCACACUGGGAUAGCAGUUCUGUAUCUUGCAUCCCAAGGUAACCUAACUGGAAGGAAUUAAAACUCCUGACAAGAGUGUCCCUCUUCGUAGACCCUUUUUAUUCUUCAGGGCUCUGUUGUGGUAGCACUUUAACAACUAGUUUUUGGUUCUGUUCAUAGGACAAGAAUUGGUUAAUGACGAACGGUUUGGUCCACAAACUGUUGGUCUUACUGGUUUGGGUCACUGUCCUGUUCUCUGUCUAUCGUUCCAUAUCGUCCAGCCAUCUGCAUGUCUGUCUGCGUCUUCUCCCUCUCUUUCCUAAGCGUCUGUCACACUUAACAGGGACUGCAUUCAAGCUGGACAAAGUUUCGGCUUCCCCCACACCCAUUUCUGCUGACCUUUUUCAGACAUGCAAAACAAUUGCAACAUAGAAUUUACAUUACAUGAUUUAUAGACAAAUUGAGCCUUGCCCAGCACAACUGGCAAAAUAUACAUCAUGUCUUUUUAGGUGGAUGCAUAGCAUUCAUUAUAGAUUGCGUUGAAUCAUUGUACUGUCUUGUACUGACCUAUCAUCACUCAAUCGUUCAUUGCAAUUAUCCUGGAUUGAGAGGGAUUUCCGAAAGGGGCUAUGGUAGAAAGGGUUCCUAGGUUUUCUUAUCGGCAGGCUAUGGAUUGAAGGGUACGGCCUGUCUACUUGCGCACACGUCCUCGACCUCUGCUGGGUUUCGUCACCCUGUGACUGGGAUCUGAGCCAAUGUGGCUUUUCCAAAAUGCCAUUACGAUCGCAAGCCAUUCUUUAUCCGUCAAUGUCAAGGGCCAUUGGGAGGCAUUGAAGAAAUUAUGCAUUAAUGUAUGAAAUAAUAAAAUACCACUCAUCAUUGACCAGCCA